Schistosoma intercalatum is the source of this 2689-nucleotide messenger RNA. NCBI's taxonomy places the organism in Eukaryota, Metazoa, Platyhelminthes, Trematoda, Strigeidida, Schistosomatidae. The record is from the annotation of a GenBank genome assembly.
ACUUUUGAGUUAUGGAUCCUUUAUGUUAACAAAGUUGAUCUUCUUUGAAAAACAAAACACAACACUAAUAUCUAUUUAUAUAUAACACUGUAAAAAAACAUUAUUAAUUUAUUCUAUUAUUUCAUAUUGAAGAGAUUCGAUAAAGUACUUUAAAGAGGACAUGAAUAAAAGAAGCCCAUACAGAUUUUACUGUAACACAAUUUACAUUUUAGGAUUUAUAGUGAAUAAACAAAUUUUUAAAAAAAGUUGGAAUUAAUCUCUACUAUUUUGGAUAAUUUAGAUCAGUAUGUUAGUAAUAUGUGUCAGGUAAUAUUUUGUAUUUAAUUAAUUAAUAAGAAUAAAAGAGCAAUUCAUUCGAUUAAUUACUCUAUAGUAUGUUAUUCUUCAUGGUGCUGGUUCACUGUGAUAACAUCAUUAAUGAAUGACAAGAAGAAGAGAAUGAAGCACAUGAUAAACGUUUUCAUUAUCAUACUUCAUUGUUAAUAAUAUGAAUGAUAAAUCAGAAUUAAAUUUUAUAGGUUUAAGGACAAAUAAAAAGAUUUCAUUUAGAAGUUAUCGUAAUUUAAGUACUUGUUUACCGGAUAAUAACACUUCGAUAAAUAUUGUUCAAGAUGAUGAGAAAUUUCCAUUGCCAUAUGUUCAAAUGUCUAAAUCAUCUGAAUCGAUUGCUAGUAUAAAACAAGAGAACAAUUCAUGUAUCAUCUUAGAGACCGGAAAGAAAUCGGAUGAAAUUACUGCUACAACUGUUACUACUACAAGUAAUAAUAAUAGUAAUGAUAAAUCAGUUAUCGGACUUCCCAGCAUCAAACGGAAUAUAUUAAGACGACAGCAAUGCACAGUUGAACAAUUAAAAAUAUCUGAAAAUAUCACAAGUCAGUAUGCUUCAACAAACAAUUUUAAAAUGGGGAAAACAUUUCAUACGGAACAAGCAAAAGAUCAGCAAGCGUCAUCUUCUUCCCCAACACCAUUUCAACAGACUGUUAAUGAAACAGCAACUGUUACAAAUGCUGGACAAUUGAGUAGAUCAGGAUUUUUACGUCAUCCAUUACGUAAAGCUAUGAGUUAUGUGAAACCUCAAUCAGAAUCUUUUGUAUCAGUUAAAUCAGCUUCAAGAAGACUUCAUCAUACUUCAACUAUUGAGAAACCGGAUGAUCCAAAAUUCAGAUCUAGCAGCAAGAGUUCAAGUCGUAAUUCACUUUAUAACAAUAUAAAACAUUUCGAUUUGUCAACUAAGCCAACGAAUGAAUGUUUACAAAUGAAUGAUCAUUCAAAUCGAUCAACUAUACAGGAAGUUUACACUGGGGAAUCAUGCUAUUCAACAACACCUAAACAAGCCAUAAAAAGUGAUGUAGAAAGAAAAACCAAACAAAAAGAUAUCCGCCAUCUGAAUGAUUUAAUAACGAAUAUUUUACCAAGAUCAUUCUCUAAUGCAUUUAGACGACCAGUAGGUAAAUGUAAAAGCGCAUCGCCUACAACAGUAAAUGAUCAUCAUAUAGAAAAACUGAUCGAUUCUUUCAGAUUUGAUAAUUUUGAAGUAGAAAGUCAACAUUCAGAGAAAUCUCCUUCUGACUUCUUAACACCUAAUGAAGCGUCUCCAGUUCUUAAUGAACAUAAUGUGCCAACAAGAAAUCAACUACAACAAUGGGAACAAUCAUUUGACAAGCUUUUAGCUGAUACAGAUGGUUUGUCUCAAUUUCAUCACUUUUUGAGAUCAGAAUACAGUGAAGAGAAUAUUGAGUUUUGGUUAAUUUGUGAAUUGUAUAAACAUCUACCACAAGAAGAUCUUGGUGAAGAAUCACGAAGAAUCUAUCGUCUUUAUUUAGCGCCACAUUCACCACAUGAGGUUAAUUUAGAUUCGGAAACUCGGAAUCAAACAAUCGCUAGCAUAACAAAUCCAACUAAUGAAUCAUUUAUUUUAGCUCAACAAACUAUUCAAGGAUUAAUGAAUAAAGAUUCUUAUCAGCGGUUUUUACGUUCUUCGUUUUAUUUUGAAUUAAAACAAUUAGUUUGGCAUACAUAUCCAGAAAAUGAUGAACCGACAAAUUCAGAAUCUAAUAUACAUGAUACUAUCAUAUCCGAUAAUCAAACUCAAUAUUUCAUAUCCAGAGAUCCAAUCACUGACAAUACAUCCAGUCCAUGUUCUGAAGAAGAACAUGUCAAGGAGUUCCUGCGAUCUCCAUCAGUAUCAUAUUCAACCAUUAGUUCCCCUAAACAAACUGCAACGUCUCAUGAAACCAAUUUAGAAAGUCAUAUUCAGCCGUCGAAAACAAUACCUUCCCCGUUACUUGAUUGUACUGUGUCCAGUUUAUUUCACAAGCAUAUAGAUGAUGAUGAAGAAUUAUCAUUUCAUGAGAAUAUAAUUGAACAUCCUACUUCCACUCAAACGAAUGAUAAUUUAUCCGUUCAAGAAUUACCAAAUUCUGUUCAUACUGAAGCUGCGCCACAUUCUCCUAAACUUUGUUAUACUGGAUAUACAUUAUCCAAUACUGAUUGUUAUAAAUUAAAACAUAAUAUUAGAGCAGAUUUAUAAUUUUAAAGUGACUAAUUGAUAUGAUUCAUUUUUUUAUAUCACCAUCAUAGUAAAACCUUUUUUGAUAAAAAAGUACUACCAUCUGAUAAAUAUUUUCAUUCAUUAACUGUGAUAAGUUUUAUUGCAAUAACCGUCGCCUAAAAUAUAUCCAAUCUUCUU